AUGAAAAGACCAUAAAGUGCAUAAGUUACAAAAAUCUUCAUCAAUCGACCAAAAGAUGAAAUUAUAGAAACACGACAACAACUUAAUCAAUUAACUGAUGAACAUAGGUAAAUUAAAACUCAAAACAUGCAACUAAAAGUAUAAACUAAAUAAAUCUUUAGAGAUAACUCAUGAAAUAUGAGCAUAUAGAUGAAAACCUAAUUAAUUCUUAAUAAUUAUUAGGACGUACUUCUGAAUAACCUAGCAUCAUCCCUACUCUGAAAUAUAAAAUAAGAGUUUAAUAAAAUGAAAUUGAUGUCUUAAGAUAACAAUUAUAAGCACAAUAAAAACAAAUGAGAAUUACAUCAAUCUAAGAAUUAUAAUAUUAAAUAUAAAAAUAUUAAGAAGAAACUAUUAAUCUUAAAUAAAUGCUAGAUGAAGCAUUAAAUAUUAAAAAUGAAACAUAAAAAUCUCAAUAUAUUGGCUAUUUAUCUAAAAUUUAAGAAUUGAAAUAAGAAAUCAAAUAAUAUAUGUAAUUCUGUGAAAAUUAAUAGAGAGAUAUUAAACAAUUAUAACAAUAAAUCAAAUUGUAAUCAGAUCAAUUAUAAUAAUUAAAUGCAGAAAAAAAAAAAUAUGAAAGUUUAACAAAAGACUCUUAAAUAUAAAAACAAUAACAAAUAGAAAAUUCUUAUACAUUCUCAAAAUCAGUUGUAAUUAAAGAUCCUAAAAGAAGAGAUGAAAAUCCUGAAUAUCCUAUAAAUGAAAAUACUCUAUUAUCUUAAUUACAAGAAAAAGAAAGAAAAAUUCAUGAACUUGAAGAAAACUUAACUAGUCUCAAUAAAACUCAUAAUGCAAAAAUUAAUCAAUAAUUAUAAUUUAUUGAAUAAUAGAAUGCUUAAUUAGGAAUGAAAUAAAAUAUAAUAUCAAAUUUAGAAUAAGAAGUAAGUAAAUUAGAACUUUAAAUUAAUGACAUUAAACUCAAGACAUAAAAAAUGUUAUAAAAUAAAGUUUGUGAAGAUAAAGUGACAUAAAUUCCAUAUAAAUUCUAAUAGACAUAUGAAGAAAUUAAAACUAUAUUAAGAUUUAGAUUAAAGAGAUCAAAAAUUGAAUAGAAAGAUAUAUCAAAAUACUUAUUAAAAAAAGAUGAUAUAAGAUUCUUCUCAAUUUAAUCAAGAUUUUAAAAGUAUCUUUACUUUUUCUAAAUAGAUUCCCAUUUAAUCUGAAUCCUCAACAAUCUUAUCACAUAACCAUGUAUCUAUUAAGUGAAGAAUCACCAUAUGAUUCUACUGUUUUAUAAAAAGAGUUACCAAUAUAAGUACUCAAAUCCAGAAUAUUUCAUCUAUUGGAUUCAUAUGAAUUAUUAACUAUUGAAGAAGAAGGAUAAUUAUUUUAAAGUAUAUCAAGAAAGAUUAUAAAUAAAUUUAAUUAAUUACAAGAUUCUGUUAAAUAAAUUAAAAGAAUUGAAAAGUAAAUAUAUAUUAUUAAAUAUUAUAGAUCAAAUAUUAAAGAUGGAUUUUGUCUACCAAAAUAAUUAUUAGAAGCAUUUACACUUAUUUUAGAUAAUUCACUAUCUGAUGAUGAAGCUGAAUACUUAUUUUAAUUAAAUUUUGAAAUCACUAAAUCCCCUUUUCUGAUUAAUCUUUCAAGAAUGUUUUAACUAUUAUAAAUGAAACCUAAAUCUGAAAUUGGCAAAAUUUGUAAUAUUAUUUAUAUUAUAUUUAAAAGAGAAAGAAUUAUCAUUGUUUCCAUCUACUCUACUAUUUUCAUAUAAUAAAGAACCAGUAGUCAAACCAAAAAGUAAAAUUAUAAUUAUAACCUAAGGAACAUCAAUGCUAUUAAAUUAAAAUGUCUCCCCUAAAUAAAGUAUAUCAGGAUAACAAAGAAUAUUAAAAUUAAAUUAAGCCUUUUCAGUAAUUGAAGUAAUACCAGUAAUUAAGAAGAAACCUUUUUUAUCAAUUACUUAAACUCCAUAAAUUUAAUUAGGUAAAUAAAAAAAUUAUAAACCAAAUUAAACUUAAACAGAAGAGAUAGAAUUAGGAAAUGAUAAAAAAUUGAAGAGUUUGGGAAUAGAAUAGAUUAUUUAAUUAAACUGGAUUCAUAAGAUUGAAAAAACUGAUACUGGAGUUUGUUGUAACCAAAAAGAAAUGGUAACUAUAAAAUAAAUUAAUAUUUCUUAUGAUUUUAAGAAAGUAAAAAAUGAAUAAGAAAUUUAAUGUAAUUUAGAAUAAGAAAAUAUUAUUCAGAUUAAUUAUGAAGAAAAAGUGAAUAUUGAGUAAGGUACAAAAGAUUUAUUAUAAACUAAUGAAUAAGUAAAUAAAGAAGAUGUAACAGAAAUUAUUAAUAAAGAAGAAUAAGAUAUUUAAAAUGUAUAACCAGAAAAAUCUAAAUAAGAAUAUGAAUAAAAAGAAUAAUAAAAAGAAUAAUAAUAAGAAUAAUAAUAAGAAUAAUAAUAAUAAGAAUAAUAAUAAAAAGAAUAAUAUUAAGAAUAAUCAUAUUAAAAAUAAGAAUAGACAUAAUAAUAAGAAAAAUAAGUACAAUAAUCUAAUGAUUUAAAUGAAAAUAUAGAAUAAAUAGUAGAUUCUUAUUUGAAUUAAAUAGUAGAAUAAUAUAUGAAGAAUUCAAAGGAAAUUAAGAAUUAAUAAUAAUGA
This is a messenger RNA of Paramecium pentaurelia, 2627 nucleotides long. The record is from the annotation of a GenBank genome assembly. NCBI's taxonomy places the organism in Eukaryota, Ciliophora, Oligohymenophorea, Peniculida, Parameciidae.